Antechinus flavipes (yellow-footed antechinus) is the source of this 6226-nucleotide messenger RNA. It is a transcript of the gene NRP2, whose product is annotated as neuropilin 2. The record is from RefSeq and is a predicted model, not a curated record. Gene Ontology annotation, biological process: axon guidance; vascular endothelial growth factor signaling pathway; angiogenesis. The transcript is spliced from 17 exons. NCBI's taxonomy places the organism in Eukaryota, Metazoa, Chordata, Mammalia, Dasyuromorphia, Dasyuridae. Gene Ontology annotation, cellular component: membrane. Gene Ontology annotation, molecular function: vascular endothelial growth factor receptor activity; semaphorin receptor activity. The coding region runs from base 144 to 2933 and encodes 929 amino acids.
GGAACCUCUGAGGAGGGAAACGAGACAAUUAGGAACACUUGCGGAAGAAAUUCUAAAGAGAAAAAUAAGAGACAUCCAAGAGAGACUUUCGGUUACCCAGGAAGAUCUACACAGCAGCUCUGGAGAAAGCCCCUUCUCCAAAAAUGGAUACAUUUCAUCUUCUCUGGGUUUCUUUAGCUCUCAGCUUUUCAGGACCCGGAGUGAUAGGAGAAGCAGGACUACCUUGUGGAGGGCGUUUGAAUUCCAAAGAUGCUGGCUAUAUCACCUCCCCUGGCUAUCCCCAGGACUACCCCUCCCACCAGAACUGUGAGUGGAUCGUUUAUGCUCCAGAACCCAACCAGAAGAUUGUCCUCAACUUUAACCCCCACUUUGAAAUUGAAAAACAUGACUGCAAGUAUGACUUCAUUGAGAUUCGUGAUGGGGAUAGCGAAUCUGCAGACCUCCUGGGAAAACACUGUGGGAACAUUGCCCCUCCUACCAUCAUCUCAUCAGGCUCAGUGCUCUACAUCAAGUUCACUUCUGAUUAUGCACGGCAGGGUGCCGGCUUCUCUCUACGCUAUGAGAUCUUUAAGACAGGUUCUGAAGAUUGUUCAAGAAACUUCACCAGUUUGAAUGGCACCAUUGAAUCCCCUGGGUUCCCCGAUAAGUACCCACACAAUCUGGACUGUACCUUCACUAUUAUAGCCAAACCCAAAAUGGAGAUCAUUCUUCAGUUUUUGACUUUUGACCUGGAGCAUGAUCCAUUACAAGUGGGAGAAGGUGACUGCAAAUAUGAUUGGCUCGACAUCUGGGAUGGCAUUCCUCAUGUGGGUCCCCUGAUUGGCAAGUACUGUGGAACUAAGACUCCUUCAAAGCUCCGAUCUUCAACUGGUAUCCUCUCUCUCACCUUCCACACUGACAUGGCAGUAGCCAAGGAUGGUUUCUCUGCACACUACUACUUAAUCCCUCAAGAAACUCCUGAAAACUUCCAGUGCAAUGUUCCUCUGGGGAUGGAAUCUGGCAGGAUCUCCAAUGAACAGAUUAGUGCCUCUUCUACCUACUCUGAUGGGAGGUGGACUCCCCAGCAGGGUCGGCUGCAUGGUGACAACAAUGGCUGGACCCCCAAUGUGGACUCCAACAAGGAAUAUCUCCAGGUGGACCUGCGUUUUCUGACUAUACUUACAGCCAUUGCAACCCAGGGAGCCAUCUCUCGGGAAACACAGAAUGGCUACUAUGUCAAAUCCUACAAGCUGGAAGUCAGCACUAAUGGUGAAGACUGGAUGAUGUACCGGCAUGGCAAAAACCAUAAGGUCUUUCAAGCCAACAAUGAUGCAACUGAAGUAGUUUUGAACAAGAUUCAUACUCCGGUGCUGACUCGGUUUAUCAGAAUCCGCCCUCAGACCUGGCACACGGGCAUCGCUCUGAGGCUUGAGCUCUUUGGCUGCCGAAUUACAGAUGCUCCCUGCUCGAAUAUGCUGGGAAUGCUUUCUGGCCUGAUCGCAGACUCCCAGAUCACAGCCUCCUCCACUCGUGAAUAUCUCUGGAGUCCAAGCGUGGCCCGUCUGGUGAGCAGCCGCUCAGGCUGGUUCCCCCGCAUCCCACAGGCUCAGCCUGGGGAAGAAUGGCUGCAGGUGGAUCUGGGAGUGCCCAAGACAGUGAAAGGGGUCAUCAUCCAGGGAGCUCGAGGUGGGGAUUCUAUCACUGCCGUGGAGGCCCGAGCUUUUGUGCGCAAGUUCAAGGUGUCAUACAGUUUGAAUGGAAAGGACUGGGAGUACAUAGAGGAUCCAAGAUCCCUACAACCUAAGCUCUUUGAAGGGAACAUGCAUUACGACACUCCAGACAUCCGAAGGUUUGACCCCGUUCCUGCCCAGUACAUUCGGGUAUAUCCAGAAAGGUGGUCACCAGCUGGGAUCGGGAUGCGCCUGGAGAUUCUGGGCUGUGACUGGACAGAUACAAGACCCACAGUAGAAACCCUAAGACCAACUUUGAAGAAUGAAGAGACAACCACCCAGUAUCCUACAGAUGAGGAAACCACGGAUUGUGGCGAAAACUGCAGUGCUGAAGAUGAUAAAGAUUUUCAGCCUCCACCAGGCUUCAACUGCAACUUUGAUUUCAUGGAGGAAAGCUGUGGUUGGCUCUAUGACCAUGAAAAGUGGCUUACAAGCACCUGGACUGGCAGUUCAAGUCCCAUUGAUAGUGCUCCCUCAGAUGGCAGGAACUAUUUGAGGCUCCAGAGUAACGGAAGGAGAGAGGACCAGCACGGCCGGCUCAUCAGCCCUGCCCUCUACCUGCCCAGAAGCCCCGUCUGCAUGGAAUUCCAGUACCAAGCCACAGGUGGCAACGGCAUCGCCCUGCAAGUGGUUCGCAAGGCGAGCCAGGCCAGCAAGCUCCUCUGGGUCAUCCGGGAAGACCAAGGCAGCGAGUGGAGACAAGGAAGGAUCAUCUUGCCGAGUGAUGAAAUGGAGUAUCAGAUUGUGUUCGAGGGAAUUCUAGGCAAAGGACGCUCUGGAGAGAUUGCCAUCGAUGAUAUCCGGAUAGGCACUGAUAUCCCUCUAGAGAACUGCAUGGAACCUAUCACAGCUUUUCCAGUGGAUAUCCCAGAAAUACCGAGAAUUUUCAGUAGCGAGGGAUAUGAAGAUGAUGAUGAAGAUGAGUAUGAAAUCGACUGGAGCAAUUCCUCCUCUCCGACAACUGGUCCAGCCCUUCCCAAAGAGGACAGGGAGAAGAGCUGGCUGUACACUCUGGACCCCAUCCUGGUGACCAUCAUUGCCAUGAGCUCCCUGGGGGUCCUGCUCGGGGCCAUCUGUGCCGGUCUACUUCUCUACUGCACAUGUUCCUACACAGGGCUCUCGUCCCGAAGCUGUACCACCCUGGAGAACUACAACUUUGAGCUCUACGAUGGCAUCAAGCACAAGGUCAAAAUAAACCACCAGAAGUGCUGCUCGGAGGCAUGACUGAUUGCACCUGAAUCACAUCUGACGUUUCAUUCCAGCCAGAGUGGCUGGUGAAGAUUACUUUUUUUUUCUAUGGGAACUGAAUGCCAUAAUCUCGAACAAAACGGAUCCAGAAUACAGACAGUGAGGGCAAAGCAGACUGGGGGAGUGGAAGUAGGGAAGAGGCAGGCGUGGCCCAUAGGGGAGACUGGCUCCCACCCAGGACCACAGUGGCCGAGUCAUGACUGUAAUGAGGACUUGCUCUCUGCUGGGACAAGGACAGCAGCUUGACUCUUGGGAUUUUGAUUUUUGCCUUUUGUUUGAGGAUUUUCUUAAAAAGAAUUUUUUUUUUAAAAAAAAUGUUUCAUCUUGGAAGGACUCAAAGAAGUAGAAGAAAAGAAUGACCUUUGUGGUGUGAGAAGUACAGAUCGUUCCUCCCCACCUUCUUUUCCUAAUCGGUGGUUGAAAGGCGAGGGAUUUUUCAGCUGGUCUAUCUUUAGAAAUAAAACACAAAGAGCGAGAGCCGUCCAGCUUAUCCCCUUCUCAGAUAGGCUUGUGAUUUAAGGGAUUUGUUACCAGGGCAGGUUCUGCCAACCGAGCCUGUGUGCUGCCGUUUCCCGUCAGUCCUAGAACUGAAAUUGAAUGUUGUUGCCUUUAACUUUUCUUAUCCAGGGGAAAAUUGCCGUUUGAGGGUCAGCAGAAACAGCAGCUCUUCCUUAUGUGCGAUUCAAAACAAAACAGAAAGGAAACUUCACAAGUCACAAUCCAUAGGAGCACCUCCUUGGGAGCCGCUAAAGGGCCUUAAAGUGCUUUGUGAACAGGAGCCAUUUAUUAAAUCCAGAAUCGAGUCUGUCGUGAUGGCCGAGGCCUUCCUGACAAGGCCUCUCUGGAUGUUGCUUUUGGUUUUUUAGGUUUUUUUUUUUUUACUUUCUUUCUUUCUUUUCCUUCUCCCUUGUUCUUGUAAAAAUGAAACCGCCACAGACAAAGACACCCUUCCAAGGCCCAGGAGAUAGCUUUGUUUGAUAUUCUUGGGAGGAAGGCGAUGAGAAUACAAGCAAUUAUUAUUUUCUCUAUUAACAAGACACAGAGUAUGGUGACCACCAGAAUUCAAGUAAGUUAGGGCUGGAAAAGAGACAUCAAACAUUAUCUAGUCCACCUCCUUCAUUUGACACAGGAGGAACUUAUGGCCCAGAAAGAUUAUGUACCAUAUUGAAGGUCACACUUUAAGCUUGUUAGUAGUAGUAGGGCCAGGAAUAGAAACCUUGGGGGAUUUUUUUUGACUCUGUCGGGUGCUUGUUCAGCUACACCAUGGUGCCUCCUGACUAGGUAGAAAGGGGGAGAAAGUGAGAGAGAAAGAACAGUUGAACCUCUGUUCUCCUAUAGUCAAGUAGGAAGGGUUGAGGGGACAACCCUAGGGAGACAUUUUGGUUAAUUAAUCCCUUCUCUAAGCUCUGAGCCCUGAUUUCUGCUGUGGAUUAUAGCUGCCACAGCCUUGGCUUUCCUAAGGAAUCAAAGUUACGUUAUAGGAGAUCCUGCCAGAGGUUAGCAGGAAGUGUGAACCAAAAUAUUAACACCUCUACUUCAUCCUCCCCCACCCCUCGCUACAGGAUACAUUCAGCUUCUUACUCAUUCUCAUACAUACACUUGUUGAUUUAUGAGUUUUUGUUAUCAAGUGCCUUGAAAAGUGAAGAAGAAAAAAAAAAGUAUUUUUUCCCUCUAUCUAGAAAUCCAUGCUAUAUCAUACAAGAAAGGCCUUCAUCCUUCCCUGGCCCAGCUGCUUCUUCUCUGAACUCCUCUGGACUCUCCACCGAGCUCCAUUAAUGGAAUAAGAUCUGCCAAGAUGGCUGAAUGGGUCACUAGUUAUAGCCCUCCAUGUACCUCACCUGGCUGCAGAAGGGGAGGGUAGGCAGAGGAAAGGUUGUCCAAAUCAGAGCAGCUUGACUUUAGGCUUAAAUUAAUGUGUAGGAAUUUUCCUGUUUGCAGGCAACACUCAUCCAAAAAGCCAACCACCAUACCCAGCUUAUCACAUAUGAAUGGUAAAACUCGUCAGACCAUUUUUGCUGCUACUAUCAUGUACAAUUUCAUUCGUCUCACACCCAGGCUAAAGGGGAAGGGUGAAUGGAACAAAUCCGUUCCUAUAAAUGUUAACUUAUGGACCUGAUAGUUAAAAUGGUAUUGUCACAGUGUAUUGUAUGCAUACAGAGAGUGAGAGUUCAUAUCUACAUAUAUUUAUACAUAUAUGUGUGUGUUUGCGCGCGCAUGUGGAUUCUCUGUAUGUACCGUGUAUGUGAAUGGUCACGUGGGACUAAAUAGUGUUAAUGUAAAUUUGAUCUAGGGCAGGAGAGUACUGCUGUUCUUGGCGUUAAUUUGGCACAGUGUUAGUUAAUGGUGAAGUGCAAAGUUAUUAAGCCCACAUGCUUAGCUUAACACUACCCUAUGAGCAGGGCACGCAGAAAUAAGUAUCUAGUUCAACCCAUCCUUCUCUUCUCUCUGCAGUCAGGCCUUCAGGGCCUCAGGUAACACUGGUUAUAGGAGGGAUGCUGGGGAAAUAAGGAAGCACCCGAGAACAUUUCCGGACAUCUUGAAGACCAAGAUUUCCCCACACCUAUUUCUGUGCUAACUGUCCCUCUCAUGGCCUGGUUGAUGGGGCACUUGGCUCCCGUGCCGCCUCAUUCCAGGUCUGCAGUUCAUCUCUGAGUUGUACACAACAGAACAUGCAUCCACUUUAAGAGUCCCACAUUCAUAUUUCCCAUCAGCUGGUACAGGGAAUCUGACUGUGCUCAAAAUGCCGAGCCAGAGCAGGCCAUCCAGUGCUACAGUGUGUAAUUGUUCACUCGAACAGGGAAAACUAAAGUAAACAUUGGUGCAUUCAAUUCAUCGUUCUCUCUCUCUGCAGUGAUGCUUUGCUCAUCCUCCUUAGUGGGAUAAACCCAACCAACAGUAUUGACACAAUUUUAUGCCUUGUACUGAAUGACCUAUUACCUCCACGCUCUCAUGGACUGGGUGGGCAGAAGGGCCAUGUGUUUGCUUUCUCCCUUUGGUGGGAAGGGGGUUGGUGGGGGUGGGAAGCUUAGGGAUGAGCAUGGGGUGGGAGAGGGGGAAAAAAGUUAAGGAAACCGUGGCUUAACUUUUUCAAGGCUCACAGUCGAAGGUGUUUGACCAUUCAUCGACUGAGCCAUAUCAUAAGGGACUUGAGAGCUUUUACUGUGAUUCUCCACAAGGUUAAAAAAAUAAACUUCAACAACAAACUGUGUUUAUAUGAUUUGUAUAAAGCCUUUUUAAAAUUACUAUUUAAAUAAACAGUAUACCAGGGA